UAAUAAAGCCAUCGCUGAUUAUCUGAGUAGUAAUGGAUAUAUGGAUGCGCUUGAAGCUUUUAAAAAAGAGGCUGAUAUGCCAGGUGAAGUUGAGAGAAAAUUCGGUGGCCUACUAGAGAAAAAAUGGACAUCCGUUAUUAGACUUCAAAAAAAAGUUAUGGAACUCGAAUCUAAAUUAAAUGAAGCAGAGAAAGAAUAUAUAGAAGGAGCUCCAACUAGGGGCAAAAGAUGUCCAUCAGAAUGGAUACCUAGACCACCCGAGAAAUUCUGUUUAACUGGUCACAGGGCACCAGUUACUAGAGUAAUUUUCCAUCCUGUAUUUAGUCUCAUGGUCUCGGCUAGUGAAGAUGCUACAUUAAAAGUGUGGGAUUUCGAAACAGGUGAAUACGAACGAACUUUAAAGGGUCAUACAGAUUCAAUUCAAGAUAUUGCCUUUGAUGCAACGGGCAAACUAUUAGUUUCAUGCAGUGCUGAUAUGAGUAUAAAACUAUGGGAUUUUCAACAAAGUUACGACUGCAUACGUACUAUGCUGGGUCAUGAUCAUAAUGUAUCGAGUGUAUCAUUUAUGCCAGCAGGUGAUUUUGUUAUAUCUUCUAGUAGGGACAAAACUAUCAAAAUGUGGGAGGUAUCUACUGGCUACUGUGUGAAGACCUAUACAGGACACAGGGAUUGGGUUAGAAUGGUUAGAUCAUCGCCUGAUGGUACAUUACUAGCCAGUUGUUCAAACGAUCAAACAGUUAGAAUUUGGGUGGUAUCAUCAAAAGAAUGUAGAAAUGAGUUGAGGGCUCAUGAACAUGUUGUAGAAUGUAUAUCUUGGGCCCCUGAUUCUUCAGUCAAUGCUAUAAAUGAAGCAGCUGGUGUAGAUAAUAAAAAAGGAGCCCAUAUGGGUCCAUUCCUCGCUUCAGGUUCUAGAGAUAAGACAAUUAGGAUAUGGGAUGUUGGAGCAGGUAUAGCUUUAUUUGUAUUAACUGCGCAUGACAAUUGGGUUAGAGGUGUAGUCUUCCAUCCAGGAGGUAAAUUCUUAGUUUCAGCCAGUGAUGACAAAACAUUAAGAGUCUGGGAUUUACGAAACAAACGCUGUAUGAAAACUUUGGAAGCUCAUAAACAUUUUUGCACAUCUUUAGAUUUCCACAAAUUGCAUCCUUAUGUUAUAUCAGGAAGUGUAGAUCAGACAGUGAAAGUCUGGGAGUGCCGUUAAAUGAAGUGCACCAGCUCAAAAAAGCAUGCGGGUCAGAAGUAAUUGUUCUGAAUUUACAAAAUAACAAAAAGAAUUCAACAGUGGCUUUCAACAAUCACUAUAUGUGCAUAGUUUAUUAAUUUAGGUCAAAAAAAAAUCACAUCAGGCUGGGUAAAUUGUGUUUAUAGUCCUGUAAAAAUAUUGUUUUUAAUUUUUUUUAAAGCCAGCCAUUUCAGUUUGUUUUAAAUAGAUUAUUUAAAAAGUUAUU
Messenger RNA from Anoplophora glabripennis (Asian longhorned beetle), 1445 nucleotides. It is a transcript of the gene Lis-1, whose product is annotated as lissencephaly-1 homolog. The record is from RefSeq and is a predicted model, not a curated record. Gene Ontology annotation, biological process: mRNA splicing, via spliceosome. The annotation marks the transcript as partial. The transcript has 5 exons. Gene Ontology annotation, cellular component: U4/U6 x U5 tri-snRNP complex. Lineage: Eukaryota; Metazoa; Arthropoda; Insecta; Coleoptera; Cerambycidae. Gene Ontology annotation, molecular function: protein binding; U4 snRNA binding; U6 snRNA binding.